AACUUACAACUAAAAGCGAUCUUGCCUUAAGAUUAUAACCUCGAGGCAAGAUCACUUUUAUAGUUAAUAAGUUAACACCGUCCCACCCCAUCAGCACUACGACUCUUGCCACGUCGUAAUGGCAAUGCUCAACAAGGACAUUUCCUACAAACUAUUAAAAUCUGUCGUGAGUCGUGCCAAUUCGAUCGCGCCCUCAAGAUGCCGUCAAGCACAAAGAGCCAUGUUCAAUGCCGGGACCACCACCAACUUCCCACCGGUUGCCAACAAAAACAACGUUACCAACGCCACCGAAAAUGGCGGUGACAAGAUAUUCGAUUUUGAUGACACCAAGGCGUUGUUUGCGUCCGUUUCAACACCAAAGUUGUUGCAUUCGGCCACAAUCUUGAACUUUUCCGCGGUCGAGUCAAUGGUGGAUUUGAGCAUUUGGUUGAUGAACUCGAAGUUGAUGGAUUAUGCGUUGUUCCGGAAGGCGGUGUUGGGUGGUGUUAAAUAUACGGCAUAUGAUCAUUUUGUGGCGGGUGGUGAUACGGUUGAAACGGGUAAAACCGUUUUGAAGUUGUGGAAUUCCGGGUUGAGAGGGAUGUUGGAUUAUGGGUUGGAGCAUGCAAAUGAUAACGAAUCUUGUGAUAAGGCUACUAAACAGUUGAUGAAAACUAUUGAUUCAACCCAAUCCCUUCCUCCUACUUCUGUAAGUUUUGUGGCCGUGAAGGUAACAGCAAUCUGCCCAGUUUAUUUGCUUAGGAGAGUGAGUGAUCAUCUUAGAUGGGAGUACAAGAAUUCAUCUUGCAAGCUGCCAUGGAAGCAACAAACUUUGCCAAUAUUUUCCGAAACAAGUCCUUUUUAUCAUACAUUACAACAACCGGCCCCUUUGACUGCUGACGAAGAAAAAGAUCUCGAAUUAUCUCAUCAAAGAUUAAUGACACUUUGUGAUAGAAGCUUUGAAAACAAUGUUCCAAUUGUUAUUGACGCCGAGGACACUUCCAUCCAACCUGCUAUCGAUUACUUGAACUAUUGGGCUUCCGUUAAGUACAACGAGUCCUCAAGACCCAUGGUUUAUGGUACCAUUCAAGCUUACUUGAAGGACUCUGGUGACAGGAUGGCUUUGACCAAGAAAGCAGCUGACAAAAUGGGUCUGCCUCUCGGGUUUAAGUUGGUACGUGGAGCUUAUAUGUCGAGUGAAAGGAAGUUGGCCCAUUCGCUUGGUGUUGAGUCCCCUAUUCAUGAGACUUUACUUGACUCACACAAUUGUUACAAUCGGUGUGCUUCAUUUAUGCUUGAUGAGGUUUCUGAUCGCCCUGGUGGACUCAUUCUUGCCACUCACAAUCUUGACUCGGGAAGCCUAGCUGCGCAAAAGGCACGUCAACAUGGUAUUACUAAAGAGAGUCAGAAGCUCGAGUUUGCUUCGCUCUAUGGAAUGGCAGAGGCAAUGACAUUUGGGUUGAGGAACGCUGGCUUUGGUGUUAGUAAAUAUCUGCCAUUUGGACCAGUUGACGAAAUCAUGCCUUAUCUUCUACGACGAGCAGAAGAGAACAAAGGCUUGCUGUCUUCUUCAAAUCUUGACAGGGAACUCAUGGUGAAAGAAUUGAAGAGGAGAGUGAAAACAUGUUUUGGCUAAGGUGCAAAUGAAAAUGAGAACAACCAAGUCGAUCAAAUCAGGAACUAAAUC
Messenger RNA from Erigeron canadensis, 1666 nucleotides. Its product is annotated as proline dehydrogenase 2, mitochondrial-like. The record is from RefSeq and is a predicted model, not a curated record. The transcript has 4 exons. NCBI's taxonomy places the organism in Eukaryota, Viridiplantae, Streptophyta, Magnoliopsida, Asterales, Asteraceae. The coding region runs from base 119 to 1615 and encodes 498 amino acids. Gene Ontology annotation, molecular function: FAD binding; proline dehydrogenase activity. Gene Ontology annotation, cellular component: mitochondrion.